Messenger RNA from Magallana angulata, 2322 nucleotides. RefSeq lists its product as uncharacterized. Gene Ontology annotation, cellular component: plasma membrane. The record is from RefSeq and is a predicted model, not a curated record. Bases 83 to 2269 code for a protein of 728 amino acids. Gene Ontology annotation, molecular function: copper ion binding; oxidoreductase activity. NCBI's taxonomy places the organism in Eukaryota, Metazoa, Mollusca, Bivalvia, Ostreida, Ostreidae. The transcript has 15 exons. Gene Ontology annotation, biological process: iron ion transport.
UUGAUAGCUGUCAGGUCAUAUUAUUUCUUUUUUCGUUUGACUGGAUUAAUAUCAUUACAAAUUUCAUUGAGUUCCUUUCGCUAUGAUUGCGGUGAAAUUAUGUCUAGGCUUGCUUUUCUUUGUGCUCGAACAUCAAUGCCGUGUGGUCAUCCCGCAUGAGAACUGUACAAACAACGUAUGUUACUUUGACUUUGUCGUGGACUACAAGUUCACCAUGAUGUGGUACAAUUACACCAACCCCAGGGAACCACAAUUUCAACCUGUUGUGAUGCGAGACGGCAUAUUACAACGUCGGGUGUCAAAUGUAGCAUGCAGGGAACAGUAUAUUCCACUAACGAGGGAAGAAAUGAAAAAUGAUGUGUCUACUGGUGAUGGGCGAUAUAAACUUGUGUAUGCAAUCAAUGGAGAAAUUCCCGGACCUAACAUUGUGGUUUUUGAGGACCAGGUCGUGUCCAUCACUGUUCGCAACGCUUUAAAACUGGAGGGCGUUACCAUUCAUUGGCAUGGGUUGGUACAGCGUGGCACACCUUGGAUGGACGGACCGGAUAUGAUAUCACAAUGUCCAAUCAAUCCUGGUCAAACGUUUGAAUACAGGUUCAUUGCUUCCCCUGUUGGAACUCAUUGGUACCAUGGUCACAUACACAGCCUUCGAUCUGAUGGCCUUGCAGGUGCUAUCAUCGUGUUACCACGGAUCCGGCCCCCUAUCGGCAUACCAGAAGAAGCAAUUCCUGACGUUGAAGCCGAGUUUUCUGCCGUGUUAUUCGAUUGGAUGAAAACCACAGCACAAGAGAAACUACAAGCUAUAAGAGGCGGAUUUGGAUUCUUGGACGACUACGACGGACAGUGCAAGCCGUUGCCAGUUAAUCAUGACGGAUCUGUCAUAUUGUUAAGGCUGUAUAUUGGUCUGGUCAAUGGGAAAGGCCAGAAGUUUAUUAACAAUGAUCCAACCUCUCCAGAAAGAGAUUACUUGCCAUUUGAGACGUUCACUGUAUUACAGAACCGUUACUAUAGGUUUAGAACUAUCAACGCAGGAUUUGACGUAGGAUUUGAAAUUUCUAUUGAUGACCACAUGCUGAUCAUUGUUGCGUUCGAUGGCAACGAUGUACAACCCUACAAGACAGAUAUUGUUGUUGUUCAACCCGGUGAAAGCGUGGAUUUUAUCAUUUUUACAAACAGACCAAUAGGCAAUUAUCGUAUGAACUACUUUACAACACCUAUUAGAGACCUCACUGGGGAAACGUUGGAUAACCGUGCACGCACCUAUGCUGUAUUGAAUUAUCAGGGGAUGGACGAAAACAGAAUUCCUAUCAUAAGACAACGAGACUGCACCUCGACUGUACCGUGCUUAGCUGUCAAUCAAGUUUUCGGCCUCUACCCUGCCGGCAUAAAUAUUGUCAGCAUUCCGCUAACUAGACUUCAAUCGACACGGUGGGCCAUAAGGAAAACUCCCGUCCCUAUUGUAACACCUGGAAGAAAAAAACAGCUGUUCUUUCUAAACUUUAAUAUUGAUGGAGGAAGUUCUAACAUUAACGGUCACCGGUUUGUCAAACCAACUUCAGCGCUUCAGACGUAUCCUGGUCCCGGCGCCACAACACCAUGUGGACCCGAUACCUGUACAGACAAUGACUGUCGUUGUACUCACACGCUCAAAUUUGAUUUGGGAAAUGUUAUAGAAAUGGUUAUUUUCUCCUACGGUAAUAUAAAAGUAGUGCAUCCUGUUCACCUACAUGGCCAUCAUUUCCACGUUAUAAAGAUAGCAUAUCCACCCUUUAAUCCGGAAACAGGAAACUCUACUGCCUUUAACCCUGAUAUUCGAUGUUUAAAUGAACCAUGUACAAGAGCUACAUGGGCGGACCCCUCUUGGAUAAACGGAAACAUCCCUGGAGUUAAUCUUGUUAAUCCACCUCUCAAAGAUUCAGUCAAUGUUCCGGCAAAUGGAUAUGUCAUCAUUCGAUUCAUGGCAGAUAAUCCUGGAUACUGGUUCAUGCACUGUCAUUUACAACAUCAUCAGUUUGAAGGAAUGAACUUAGUUAUGCAGGAAGGGGAGGUUCAUGAAAUGGCGCCUUUGCCUACCAAUUUUCCAACAUGUAACAAUUUCCGGGUAAACCCAAAUCAAUUUUACAGUAUCAUCAGAAACCAGAAUAGAAUGCUUGCUUCAAAAGGGAUUACCCAAAGUUUUACUUCUGGACAAGCUUUCGCAGAAACAAGUAAUGCCGCCAAAAUGUGUUUAUUGUUCCCAUGGAUAUGUGACAAAAACCACUAUGUGUAAACAUUAACUAGAUUGUUGCAAUUAGAAUUGGGGCAAAAUAAAAUAAAGUUGAA